Molecule: messenger RNA, 1229 nt
Organism: Chaetomium fimeti
Lineage: Eukaryota; Fungi; Ascomycota; Sordariomycetes; Sordariales; Chaetomiaceae
Exons: 2
Coding region: 102-1127 (341 amino acids)
Molecular function (GO): protein binding
Source: RefSeq, a predicted model, not a curated record
GGCAAAUUCCGUUGGUACCAGACCAACCCACCUUAACCUUCGACUGUCCUCCCUCGCAGAACGGGUCGUAUUUCUUCUAACUAUCUGUCAGGGUAUCCACGAUGGCCGCCAUUCACGAGGGGCUUUCCAGGCUACACGGGGAUGACAAAUGGGCGGAUCUGACCGUGAUUUGCGGGGGAGAGACUUUUCGGCUCCAUCGAGCCGUCAUAUGUCCGCAGUCGCCGUUCUUCGAGAAGGCGUGUUCAGGAGGCUUCAUCGAAGCUACCACAGGCCAGAUUAACCUCAGCGAAGAGGAUCCUCAUAUAUUUGCAAAGUUUGUCCGCUUCAUCUAUACGGGGAACUACGACGACGAAGACAAUCUGGACCCUCAACACUGCGAUGAGUCCGUGCUUCAAUCCGUCGACCAUUUGACGUCCUCUCUGCGACACUUCACCGAAAUCCCGGGAUUGGACCUGUACGACGCGGAACUUUGGAACGAUAUGACCAGGACUUAUCAUAGCACAUGGGACGAUAACGUGUUUUGUAGAUGUGGUAGCUGUAUUUGCAACGGCUGCCGGGAACAUGAUCAAUUGGGCCAUUGCGCAUAUAGGUUCCGCCAGCGAAGGCAGGAUCUGUGCUGUGAUGGGUAUAGCUCCGAUGGGGAGGAAUAUCUUGACGACACCGAGAUCGAUGGGGUCGACGAGGGGCUCCAAGAGGGCCUCGACAAGGAUCCUGAAGGGUACCUCACCGAACUCCCGCAUGCCAUGCUCACCUCGGUGAGAGUGUACGCCAUGGCGGACAUGUUCUGCGUGCCGGCCCUGAAAGUAUUGGCCCGGAACCGGUUCUACAAGGCGGUAGAGGGGCACAUUGAACCCUUUGACUUCGCCGACGUGGUGGAUGAGGUUUUCGAGACGACAGCACCGGAUGAUUGGGCGCUCAAGGAUAUUUGCGUUCUGUUCAUUCGGGCAAGGUGUUUUGGACCUCACAAGGAUGCGACGUUGAUGGAGGCAUUGCAACCCAUCUUCACCAAUCACGAAGAUCUCCUCGAGAGGAUUCAGCUGUGGAAGGAUAUGGAUGCUCGUGGGCUUGAGAAGCCAGGGCGGCCCGCCGGCGAGGAUACACCGUGUUGGUGGUGCCCACGCGAGUAGGGCAGCACGUCCUCGCCCUAUCUUGAGUUGCCUGCAUGGCCAAGAAACGAGUCAGUCUAGGAAUAUGGGUGCACAGUAGGGUGGAGAGCUGGAGAUUUAUGU